Molecule: messenger RNA, 963 nt
Organism: Enterobius vermicularis (human pinworm)
Lineage: Eukaryota; Metazoa; Nematoda; Chromadorea; Rhabditida; Oxyuridae
Source: the annotation of a GenBank genome assembly
AUGGCACACUGCGCAGCCAAAGUAAGAGAAGAAACGCCAACAACGGUAUACGUCAAUGAGCAAUCCUCCAGAAUUAAACUGCAGCAGUUAAGCUUACCUAUCUAUAGUAGAGAUCCAAAAGGAUGGAUGGAAUUUUGGGAACGUUCCUCGUCGGCGGUGGACGCAGUAAAUAUUCCAGCUACACAAAAAUUCACUUGUCUCUUGAGUUGUCUACAAGGAAGCACAUAUGCAGCGAUAGCCGGAAUGAGGAUUACAAGUGCAAAUUACGACAACGCAAUUCAAACGCUGAAAAGACGCUAUGGAGAUAAGAAACUGAUCAAGACUGCACUCUAUCAACAACUCAGUGGUAUACGUUGCGCAGGACCUCAAUUGAAGGAUCUUCGAGCGAUCGUAGACAUGAUUGAUAAGAUUUGUAACCAAUUGACUGCUUAUGGUGAGGAUGUCAACCACGCUAGUAUAGUAGCUCAAAUAGAGAAGAAGCUUCCACCGGGGACUUUUAUCAAAUUAGAAGAAGCAAAAUUAGUUAGUUUAGAAUGGAACGUUAACAUUAUGAGAGAAAAACUUCAUGAGUCGAUUAGAUUGAGAGAAAGAGCUUAUACUGUUAUGGAGUAUAGAUCUGGUAAAAGGGAUUGGAAUAUUCUUGAACUAAUUCAAAAGCCAAUUGUUCAAUCAGUUAAUUCUUCAUUUAACCAGUCUACUAAAAAAAAUAAUAAAAAUAUUAAAUUCCCAUGCGCUUUUUGUAGAGGGGAUCACUAUCAUGACGAAUGUUUCAAGUAUAAGACGACAUUAAGUAGGAAACGAAGAAUUAAUGAGGUAAAUCUUUGUUCACGUUGUCUUCGUUCCAAGCAUUUUGCUUCCAUUUGUAAAUAUACUCGUCCAUGCUUUUACUGUAGUGAGGAUCAUCAUAGAGCACUGUGUGAAAAGAAGGAUAAGGGUCUACGAAAGGAGGUAGAAAAGAUUUAG